Bacidia gigantensis is the source of this 903-nucleotide messenger RNA. RefSeq lists its product as uncharacterized. The record is from RefSeq and is a predicted model, not a curated record. The transcript has 2 exons. The coding region runs from base 1 to 903 and encodes 300 amino acids. NCBI's taxonomy places the organism in Eukaryota, Fungi, Ascomycota, Lecanoromycetes, Lecanorales, Ramalinaceae.
AUGUCACAACCACCGUCUCCCUACGGAAUGCUAGGCAAGCUUCCCCGUGAGCUGCGCGAUACCAUCUACUCACUCCUCCUCCCCCGUCAACUUUGGCGCCCCAUCUCAUUCGAAGGAAAUCCAUACCUAAUCCAAGGUGCACGACCUGGUCGCAUUUCACCCCCGAUGCUCACCCUUUCCAAAGCUAUCUACAGCGAGGUCUCUGUUUCCUUCCAGAGGCUCGUCACCUUUGUCUACGACGGUUCUCUUGCGACAGGCGAUCGAUGGGAACCAUUGACUUCACUCCCAGCAGCAAACCACGAGUUCACGCAGAAUGUUCAUCUUAAAAUCAUCGUCGACGUUUACAAAUACCUCGGCCUCUCCUCUACGACUGCGGCCUACAAACCCAGCGAACUGGAAGGCAUCGAUCUAAAUUCCGAAGAGAAGACUCUGCAGCGAUUUUUCGACUCCGUCGCCCCAUUCUGCGAUACAAAAAUCCAGCGCCGCGAAUGUCUCGUCAAUUUCAUCAUCUACAGCCCGCUUCGAAAGCCAGACGUAAACCACGCGGCUGUGAUAAAGGAGAUGUUUUCGAAAUCACUGCUGGUCAAGAAAAUCCAAGAAUUCGUGGCGUUUGAGGUAGUGCACGUGCAGACUUCGUGCAUUGCCCUGCCAUUUGAAGACGCUGGGGGGACGUCGCCGGAGUUCGAGAAUGUUGCGCAAAGGCAUAAAGGGCUGUUGAGAGACUUGAGAUCGAGCUGGGGGAAAACGUUGGGACCGUGUACGGAGAUGGACUUCAUGGGGGAGUAUAAGGGGCGGCCGGAACGAUUCGUUAUGGUGGGCGAAGGCUAUGAUUCACUCGUGAUACCAAGGGGUUACGCUGAUGAAGGAUCUGAGGUCCUUGUUGAGAGGCUUAUGGCUCUGUGA